CGUCAUUCUAAUGCAGGACUGAGGAUGACCUCGAGCGCGAGAAAGGGGAGAGAAAUCAAACGUAUCGUAUCGUAUAAAAUUCAGCCUUGGCUCUCUGGCAGCACUCUGGUUGUGAUACACCGGGGUCUGUUAGUGCCGUGUCCAGCAGAGCUUUAUCACACAAGGAUGCAGGGAUGCUGAGAGGCCGGCGCGUGGAAUGUGCGCGUCAUCACAGCGACAGAGGAGCUUGGAUAUAGAACGUCACAGAGCGCGUGAACGCGCUUGAGAGAAAGAGAGAGAUGGGCAAUCAAAGCCUCACAGCAUCUCUCCCAUCGCUCCCGGAGUCACGGGGAAACGACAGCGGAGCCGGUGACCACCACGGCCGCCCUCAGAAGCUGGACUCGCCGAUAGAUUAAACACGAGACUUCACUGCUGAAGUCACCGCGUUACGUCGGCGUUCGUUCCCGGAAAACCGAAAUAAAUCACAUCAAAUACGUGCAAACGGAAAGAGAGUGUUGAUUAGACUCACAGAGGAGGAAAACAUGUCAUAUAAGUGAAUUUGUGUUUGUUGUUUGGUUUUUCCCCCAUAUGCGCUUAUAAUGGGAGAAGCCGGCGGUCGUUUCCAAACAAGCUCUUCAGUGGACAAAUCCAACUAGACUUCAUUAAGAGCGCGCGCGUGAACAGACCUUCACUUCUGCAACCGUUUCCUCUGAAUCUGUUUUAUGUCUGGGUGUUGUCGGGAGAAACCGUGAAACAUUUCCUGCUGUUCUUGGACGACGGAGAAUCUUUUGGUUUAUCCCGAGCUCAGGCUGAUGGAAUUGCGCUGAGCAACGCUUAAGAAAACGAGGAAAUACCCACAGAGCUCCAACAUCACAGACCUCUGGUUUCUCCCUGCGGCUCGUUCCCAGGACCAGCAAUCAUCUGUGUGACCUCUAUAACUGACCUCAUGAGGACGGCUAAGGGAGAUGGAACGUAACAGAAUUUUCUUCUUUACUCUCUAUUGCAUUCCCACGAUAAUACACCAGGGCUGAGCACAACCACAGCCCCUCGUCGACCCCAACCCUUCCACAGUCCCCCCAUUCCUGUCCUCCCUCUUUCUCCCUGAAAGACCAAAACAAACCAGCGGGACCACUUUUUCUUGUUCUGUUAUAAUAGUUUAACUUUCCUUUGCCCUUCACCCGUGACAAAGCAAAGCGGAAGUCAAUAAACCGGUGAAGCGGAGAAGGAAAAACAAGACAGUCAUGUAUCUGCCCCAUGCCUUCAAAUUCAAUUUGGGCCAUGCCCGCAAUUCAGAGGCCACCCACGCAGUUACUCUCCUCUGGUUGGCUCUGUGGAUCACCUUGGCAUCGUGUCAGCGCAUUGAUCCCGGCUCCAAAUAUCCCACCGUCACCACAAACUACGGAAAGUUGCGUGGGAUUAAAAAAGAGCUUAACAAUGAGAUUCUGGGUCCCGUUGAACAGUACCUUGGCGUCCCCUAUGCCACAGCACCAAUCGGAGACCGUCGUUUUCAACCACCGGAAGCUCCUGGGUCUUGGCAGGAAGUGCGGAACGCUACACAGUUCGCCCCUGUUUGCCCGCAGAACGUGCAUGGUGUUUUACCUGAGAUCAUGCUGCCCGUGUGGUUUACCGACAACUUGGAUGUGGCCGCGACCUACAUUCAGAAUCAGAGCGAAGACUGUCUCUACCUCAACGUCUAUGUUCCCACAGAGGACGGUCCACUCACAAAAAAACACGAUGAAUCGACACUGAACCGGCCACGAGAUGAAGACAUCCGCGACCGCAGGAAGAAACCAGUCAUGCUGUUCAUUCACGGUGGCUCUUACAUGGAAGGAACCGGAAACAUGUUUGACGCCAGUGUGCUUGCGGCAUAUGGGAACGUCAUUGUAGUCACCAUGAACUAUAGGCUGGGAGUUCUGGGUUUUCUUAGCACAGGAGAUCAGUCUGCUAAAGGGAACUAUGGCCUGUUGGAUCAAAUCCAGGCCUUGCGUUGGCUGAAUGAGAAUAUUGGACACUUUGGUGGCGAUCCUGAACGGAUCACGAUCUUUGGCUCUGGGGCUGGAGCGUCUUGUGUCAACCUACUCAUCCUGUCACACCACUCUGAGGGCCUGUUUCAGAGAGCCAUCGCUCAGAGUGGUACAGCCAUCUCCAGCUGGUCCAUUAGCUACCAGCCAUUGAAGUACACUAAGAUUCUGGCCCGUAAAGUGGGAUGCACAUAUGGGGAGACCGCAGACCUGGUGGAUUGUCUCCGCAGGAAAAAUUUCAGAGAGUUGGUGGAUCAGGACAUCCAGCCGGCCCGCUACCACAUUGCAUUUGGACCCGUGAUGGACGGAGACGUUGUGCCAGAUGACCCCGAGAUCCUGAUGCAGCAGGGGGAGUUCUUGAACUACGACCUUCUGAUUGGUGUAAAUCAGGGAGAGGGGCUGAAGUUUGUGGAUGAUGGGGGCACUGAGAGUGAAGAGGGCAUUUCAGCUGCAGCUUUUGACUACACCAUCUCCAACUUUGUGGAUAACCUCUAUGGCUAUCCUAAAGGUAAAGACAUCCUGAGGGAGACUAUUAAGUUCAUGUACACAGACUGGGCAGACCGAGACAAUGGUGAAAUGCGGCGCAAGACUCUCCUGGCGUUGUUCACGGAUCACCAGUGGGUGGCUCCAGCCGUAGCUACUGCCAAGCUCCAUGCAGACUACCAGUCUCCCGUCUACUUCUACACCUUCUAUCACCACUGCCAGACCGAGACCCGACCCGAGUGGGCAGACGCUGCUCACGGGGAUGAGAUACCAUAUGUGUUCGGGGUGCCCAUGAUCGGAGCAACAGACCUCUUCCCUUGCAACUUUUCCAAAAAUGAUGUCAUGCUUAGCGCUGUGGUGAUGACUUACUGGACCAACUUUGCCAAGACCGGGGAUCCCAACUUGCCUGUUCCUCAGGACACCAAGUUCAUCCACACCAAACCCAACCGCUUUGAGGAAGUGAUCUGGACCAAGUUCAACUCCAAAGACAAGCAGUAUCUCCACAUUGGCCUGAAGCCUCGCAUCCGGGACAACUACCGAGCGAAUAAGGUUGCCUUCUGGCUGGAACUGGUUCCUCACCUCCACAACCUUCACGAGGAGGUCUUCAGCACCGCCACAACCCGGCUGCCUCCAGGAACCGCCCGCACCCCACCCUGGAAGGGUCAGGGACCUCGUACCACACGCCAUCCCAUCCCAACCUACCCUUCAGAAUCGGACCCAGACAGCUCAGAGCCCCCUCGAUUCCCUCCCUUCCCAAGCGACACCCGGGACUACUCUACCGAACUGAGCGUGACGGUAGCUGUCGGUGCAUCGCUCCUCUUCCUCAACAUCCUUGCCUUCGCCGCACUUUACUACAAACGCGACAAACGGCACGAGAUGCGACGGCACCGACUGUCCCCGCAGCGAGGCGUACCUGCUAAUGACUUGGCACACAGCCAAGAGGAAGAGAUCAUGUCCCUGCAAAUGAAGCACUCGGAGCACGACCCCCACCAUGACAUGGAGCCGCUGCGACCGCAUGAUAUUUUACGUCCCUCAUGUCCACCCGAUUACACAUUGGCACUUCGACGGGCACCGGACGAUGUUCCCCUCAUGACCCCCAAUACUAUCACCAUGAUUCCCAGCACCAUUACUGGCAUGCAACCCCUCCAUGCCUUCAACACUUUCCCUACAACCACCGGCCACAACAACACCUUACCCCACCCUCACUCCACCACCCGUGUAUAGUAGCACCCCCAAACGAGAGGACUAGCUCUCAUACAUAUCCAGUUUUCUCUCUCUGCCCACCUUUUCAAGCUCCUAAACUUCUUGAGCAGCGACAGCGCAUCCUGUCGGCGUUCUCAUAGACACAAUCAAGGAUUGGUAGAAGUUGUACACACUAGAGGAGCUCAAUGGUGAGCAACAGAUUUGGUCGGCAGUGACAAGUCACCAGCCUCGCACUGGAUUCAACUUGCUGUUCGUUUUUACACAUUGUUCUUAAAGAAAUUGCGCGUCAGUGAUUGACUGAGCUGAUCCGAUGUCAUAAGGAGAAAUGGGGACAUUUACCCACUUUUCUUCUCUCAGUAAAUUGGCAGAGUGCAGAUUUCAUCCAUCCUUUUGUUAUUCCGUUAGCAGCCCAUCACUCUCUGUCUGAAUGUGAUCUGUGUCCUUGGGUUAUGUUUUACAUGAAUCACAAGGGCAUUCGAUAAAAGGCGCAAGCUGGAUAUGUUGUGUUUACCUGCAGUUAUGUGUCAAGUAUUAAACCAUUCCUUGUAACAAGACACAAAGAGAGAAAAUGACAGCAUCUGACAGAAGACGAAAACAAAAGUGCCAACAUCCUCUCGUUUCUUUUUUCUCGCUAUCGCUCUGCACUGUGCGUGUCAUUUUAUCACACAUAUUUGACUUGGCUAUGUGUUGUUUCUUAGGAAGAUUUUUGUAUGUAUAAAUAUAAAGACAAAU
This is a messenger RNA of Carassius auratus (goldfish), 4418 nucleotides long. Its product is annotated as neuroligin-2-like. The transcript has 9 exons. Lineage: Eukaryota; Metazoa; Chordata; Actinopteri; Cypriniformes; Cyprinidae. The coding region runs from base 1221 to 3707 and encodes 828 amino acids. Gene Ontology annotation, cellular component: membrane. The record is from RefSeq and is a predicted model, not a curated record. Gene Ontology annotation, molecular function: neurexin family protein binding.